Molecule: messenger RNA, 5767 nt
Organism: Stegastes partitus (bicolor damselfish)
Lineage: Eukaryota; Metazoa; Chordata; Actinopteri; Pomacentridae
Gene: bsk146
Product: brain specific kinase 146
Exons: 5
Coding region: 320-1663 (447 amino acids)
Biological process (GO): protein phosphorylation
Molecular function (GO): protein serine/threonine kinase activity; ATP binding
Source: RefSeq, a predicted model, not a curated record
GAGCGAUGCGGAGACAAUAGGACGCAGAGCCAGAGGAGGCUGCAGGAUGCUCGGCGCCACUUCUACCGACUCACGGCAGCUCGGAGGCUUCCCGCGGGACGGCGGCAGCAGGCGGCUCACCUGGCCUUAGUAUGCGCUCACAUCCACCUGUGUGUUCAGCAGCAGCAGCCCGGGCUCACAGGGCGGACUUCAGCAGCCCCCAUAUGGGAACCAACUGACGGUGACACCAGCCAUUAGCUGCUGCUGCUCCUGUCCUACCUGAGUGUCCGGUCCUCAGUCUUUCCACCCCCCAGUCCGUCCCCUGCGAGCGUUCCCCACAAUGAGUUCCUCUCCACUGGUUUCUCGAGCCAACAUGGACAUCCUGGACGAGCUGCAGCUGAUUGCUGCCCAGAACCUGGAGAGGCUGGAGGUCAACAAGUACUACGAGGUGAUCAGAGAGCUGGGCAAAGGCACCUACGGCAAGGUGGACCUGGUCAUCCACAAGAUCAGAGGUACAAAAAUGGCACUGAAGUUCCUAAAGAAGAAGACGACCAAGCUGAAGUCUUUUCUACGGGAGUACAGCAUCUCCCUCUACUUGUCUCCCUGCCCCUUCAUCAUCAACAUGUUCGGCAUCGCCUUCGAGACAGAUGAGUACUACGUGUUCGCACAGGAGUACGCUCUGGCAGGAGACCUCUUCGAUAUCAUUCCUCCACAGGUUGGUCUUCCUGAGGCGGUGGCAAAGCGCUGUGUGCACCAGGUGGCCAUCGCUCUGGACUACCUGCACUGUAAGAAGCUGGUCCACAGGGACAUCAAGCCUGAAAACAUCCUCAUUUUUGACCGAGAGUGCCGCAAGGUGAAGCUGUCUGACUUCGGCAUGACCCGUCGUGCUGGCUCGCCCGUGAAAAGAGUCAGUGGCACCAUCCCCUACACGGCCCCAGAGCUCUGCGACGUUUCUCGCCACGAGGGUUUCUGCGUGGACUACAGCACCGACGUGUGGGCCUUCGGCGUGCUGCUCUUCUGCAUGCUCACCGGCAACUUCCCGUGGGAGAAGGCGCUGCCCUCCGACUCCUUCUACCAGGAGUUCAUCCGCUGGCAGAGGAGGAGGACGAACACGGUGCCGUCGCAGUGGAGGCGCUUCACCGAGCAGGCCCUCCGCAUGUUCCGCCGGCUGCUCUCCAUGGAGCAGGACCGCCGCUGCUCCGUCAAAGAGGUGUUCGGCUACUUCAGUCACUCCUGGAUGCUGGACGCAGAGAACGACAACAACAACAGCAACACGGGAGGCGGAGGUGGCGGGGAGAGAGUCAGCGGUGGAGGGGGAGGUGGAGGAGGCGGAGGAGGAGGUGGAGGAGGAGGGGGUGUGCGAGGAGAGGUGGACGGCACCAUCUCGUCAUCUUCGUCCGGGGAGGAGGACGAGGAGCUCCUUGUGGAGAGGAUGAAGCAGCAGACUCUGUCGCCUCGCUCCCCGCUGUCGCCCCUCUCCCCCAUGUCUCCCAUGGUGGUGGAGAGGGGGAGCGGCAGCGGGGCCAAAGGAGGGAUGAUGGAACCGGGCGGGGGCCACCAUUUUGUGUCCGUCUCCACCAACAGCUCCGUGUCGUCUACCAACAGUUACGAUCGAAUGCCACGAGAGAACAGUUCACCGGGUGGCCGUAUGCUGGUAGCCACGCCCAUAGAAAUCUGCGUCUGAGCGCGUCAGAACAUUGUGACGGACUCGCCGGUACACACUUUUAUACCUCUCAUCCAACCACAUAGAUGUGCAUGCAUGGAAAAAGAAACAAACAGACAACAAGUAUGAGCACGUAUCCUGUUUUCAACAUCCUGGCAAAGGAAGAGCACACACAUGCAAGACUUAAGAGAGCGUCUUUGCAGAAUGCAAACAGUCCUCACGAGGGAGGGUUUUUGGUCAUACGUCCUCUCAGACUCCAGAAGCAGCCUUGUGCACACUUUGAAUGUAACGUUCAAGUGCUGUGUAGGGAAAUCCAGAGCAAAAAUGAUUCAAAAAAUUGCUUCCAUUAGAGAUUCUGUCACUAAAACCAUCUGAGAAGAAGACCAAAAUGUAUUUCUUAAAGCAAUACUUCCAGCUACAAAAAAAAUAACAACAAAUAGUGACGGAACAGUGUGAUCUCUUCAAGACGUAUCGUUUUUGAUGAAGCCAAGAGACGGGGGAUUUGUAUUUUUGAAGAAGACUGAAACAGAACUCAAGGAAAUACCUUGUGAGAUAAAAAAAAAAAACGGAGCGAGCGGUGGUUUUAAAUGUUUCACGUGUAACAAAAAUGUGAAAGUGCGAGUGUGUUUGUGUGUAUCGCCGUGCGUUCUGUAUGUAUGAAUCUAAAAGAAGUGGAUUUAUUUUGCUUUGAGAGUUUUAUUAUUAUUUAUUUGAAUCUAAAAAGACUACACACUCUAUUUUUUCUAUUGUUUUUUGUAAGGUAGCUUUCUUUGUUUUCCAUUCGACUCGACAUUGUAGUUUGGUGUUCAGACGUAGCUGUGCCAAAUCCACUUCUCCGUGCAACACACUCGGCUGGCUGCUGUACAUAUCGGUAUGAAUACUGUACAUUAUGUAAGAUGAUCAAUAGAUUCCAGAUGGAAUAUUCUAACACUGUAGGCACGACUGCAGGAGUCAGACUGGAGUGAGAGAAGGCUUAUGAUGUCUCAGUUCUUCAUGACAAACAUAUCUACUUCACUGUUGAAAGACUUUUUUCUACUCACUCUUGAAAUUCUGUUUGUAUAGCUUUUCUUUGACGCUUUUUUCCGAAAAAUUCUGUCUGCCUUGCGUACCUUUUCAUCGAAACUUUAACUGAAAAAAAAAUUUCUUUUAGUGAAAAUUAUUGUCUGAAAAGAAAAAAACUGAUCAGUUUCAAUUCAAUCUGAAACAACAACAACAACAACAAAAAAUCACAGAAGAGUCACCUUUUAUAAACUGCAUGACAAGUAGCUCAAACAUCACAAGAAAUUUAAACCGGCUUUACAAAAAAAGAAACAAAAAAAGGAUAAAAAAUCUAAAAUGUCGUGACGUGGAUUUUUUUUUUUUGCAGUAGCACAAUUUCUUGCAUUAUGUCCGGGAGUGAAUCUAACUGUUAUGAUCUCUUGAGACAUACUAGGGCUAAAAAAAAAAAAAGAAAAAAAAAGGAAAAAAAGAUCUGAACAAUAAUUAGUUUCUAUUCAGUGUGAUGUAUUUGUAUUGCUAUUAAUGUUGUGUGCUCAUCUCACCACCUUCAAAAACUGUUCAAAAAAAAGAGAAAAAAAACUAAGCAUGAGGACAUUGAGCGAGAGGCUUGAAUUUAUCACAGGUAGGGAAUUAAAUGAUGCAUCUUUAGUUCAAAUUUGUGCUUCGAAACAGCCACCUUUAAUGAAAUAAUGUGGCCUGAAUUGUUUUUUUGUUUUGUUUAUUUUUUACUAAGUUACAAUGGCAAAAAAAGUAAUCCAUUCCUUUUUGACUCCUCCUGAAUAUCAGUCUAAAUAAUUUGAAAAAAAAAAAAGGAGCCUUGGAUCAUGCAUAGGAAUGGGCAUUUUGUGUGUUGCUUUCCAGACAUAAACUUGCAUGAACUUGUAUGUGCUAAAAGCUCUGUUGUGAAAACCUGCAGUGUUUCUCCUGUCACAAGCUGUAGUACUCUGUAGAUGUAGUAUAGCUGCAAACGACAUGUUUCUUUAUCCCGUGAGAGUCCUCAGCUCGGAUCUGGCCUGACUGAGGGUCGGCUAAGCUCACUUUGUGUUUGGAUCAUGUUCUUCAAGGCUGCUCCCCGGAUCAGCAGGGGAGUAUGCAAAUUACUACAUCUUGUGACAAUCUCUGACCUCAUCAGCAGCCUUCUGACUCAGAACAAUGGACGGUCCUGACACAGACACUGUUUUCUGCAGCCGGUGGCUCGCUAUCGGCCAGCUGCAGGCAGCGUUCACUGUGUCAGUCCUCACAGUCACGUGACCGUAUGAAGCCUGUACAUGACCUCAUCACGUCAUCCUCUCUCUGCAGCACAUUCAUCCCAAAACCACCUUCUACUUCCCCUGUAGCCACAUAAAUCUAUCACUAAUUCAAUUCAAUUCAGAUAUCUUUAUUUAUCCCCUAGGGGCAGUUCAAAAACAAUGCUAAGAAGCGAUUUAGUUUCAUAUCUGAAGAACUCUUAAGGAGUUUUCAGAAGUAGCAGCAGCAGGAGGCGGCCAUUUUAGAAAAAUUAUAUCAAACAAUUAAGAACGUACAUGUGGUUUGUACAACCUAAAUGGAACUCAACCCACAUAAUAAACUGUAAAAGGAUGAAAAUAAUGUUCAGUUCAUUCAAGGUAACACUGUUCCUCUUGAAACCGACGUCAGAAUUGUUGAUGCUAACAAAGAAGCUAACAGCCUGUACUUGUACAGAAUAGUUUUCCCAGUUUUCUGUGGUGCUGAAUCCAAAAUACUUUUACUUGGAAUUACGUAACAGAUGGUUUGGUGUCGUUCAGAAGACCUUGCUAGUUUCUUUUUGUAUUUGAAAAGAAAACCACAUUAGCUUCUUGUUACAAAACAGAGUAAAGAGUACAAGGCAUGAGCUGUUGUUCUUGUACACACUGAAUUUUUAAUUUAUUUAGGCAAUUAAAGACCUAACUUUUAAUUUUAUUCCUGUUCGUUUUACUUUUAUAAUUUGUUUUUCAAGUGUAGAACAAAAACAACAACAACAAAAAAAACUUGUCCAAAGUUUAGCUUGCUAAGAUAGCUAGCUAACCUUUUGACAAAUUUUUUGGUGCUUUUGACAAGGCGUAUUUGCUCUUCCCUGAUUUUCCUGAAUUUGACCUUUAUUAUAUUAUCUUACAAAACGGUCCAGGCUCAUUUCAGACAAUAUAGCCACAAUUUGUUCAAACACAAGCUCUAAUCUGCUAAGUUUGCCGGAAAUAAUGGCUGCUAUGAGUUACAAAAAUGGUAAUUUAAUAGUCAAAACUAGCUGGGUGAGAGAAUAACCUACAACAGAAACUAUUAAGCAACUUUAUGUCAUGAGGCAACAGUGCAACUACUGUGCCAAGAAAAUCACCUGCAAUAAUAUAAAAACUACCUAAAAUAUAAAUAUGCAAAUCUGCAGCAAACUUGCAACAGUUUUUUUUUUUACAAAGUUAGCCAGAAGCCCACUGCCAAUUGGCCACACAACUAAUCUGCACGCGGCAACAUUGUGAAAGAUUAACCACAACUGUCUCCCUGAAAUCUGGAAAACUAUAAACAGUAGCAUUAUUGUCAAAAAUGCUAUCUGUUCCAAACAUAAACUGACAUGUCUGCUGCUAAUCGCCAAGCAAGUUUAGCACCACUAGCAAACUGUGGUAGCAAACCACAGAUGAACAUGUCUGCCACCACAAAGGUCAUGAAAAAGCAAGAUGAUUUUUUAGUUUAUUAUGAACACAGUCUCAUCCUGACAUCGUUUUUAUUGGAAUGACACAAUUUCAAGAUGUGAAAUUACACGUCUAGGUGGGCCUUUUGGAUUCCCAGGGUAUGAGAAUGAACCACAGCAGAUCUGCUGAAGCUAAUGACGCCUGAGCUGGUAGGAAGGACGGGUGACACCCAACUAGAACUUUGCCACGACUCCCCUUCCCUCUUGGCUUUCCUCUCCAGUGUCUGAGUCAGUCACUGCUGCCUUCUCACCUCACCCAUGACGUGACGUGUUGUAAUGGAGUUCCAGUGUCUUUCUGUCCGGUGACAUAUUUCAAAGCAUCAUGAUUUUAGUGGAGUUUUAGUGAGUAGAUGACCACAGCACUAGAACUCGUAUCCGGUUUUGUCUUUGCAAUACAACUGUCUUCCUGUAGGCUGAGAUUUAGUCAAUAAAAUGAGAAUUCUUGUUGGAGC